Molecule: messenger RNA, 4503 nt
Organism: Rubroshorea leprosula
Lineage: Eukaryota; Viridiplantae; Streptophyta; Magnoliopsida; Malvales; Dipterocarpaceae
Source: the annotation of a GenBank genome assembly
AGAAACCGAAACAUCAAAGAGUAGGUAUAUUUGUGACCCAUUUUGCACAUGUUACAAAAUCUUCUCUUUUUCUACUCCUCUUCAGGCUGUAGCAUCCAAAACCAAAGCCCAGGGUUUUGCAGCAACAUUUUUGGAAAUGGAAGGUUCUGUUGGGAUGGUUGAUGGGUCAAUUGCGGGAGGGAAGAUGCCUGGUGAAGAAAUGGUAAUUGUGGGGGAAAAGAAGCCAGUAGAGGACAUUGUGAUUCUGUUGGGUCCUGAUGGACCGAUAGAAAUGGAAGAUGAGGUUUUUGAAGAGGCGAUUGAUGCACAAGAGCUUUUGCAGGCACAGGGAACAAAGCCUGAAUUGGGUGAUGACAGUUUUAUUGGUGAUGGAAAUGGGGAUGGGGAGACACCAGGUGUUUUGCGUUCAGGGGAAGUUCUGGAUAAUACUAAUGCGGAACUUGAGGAUGAUACAUUUGAAGAGGCUAUUGGGGUUCCUACUGCUGUUGGGAGUGAGAAGGAAUUGCCACUGCUGGUGGAUGAGCAGAAGUCUGAAGAUUUGAUGGCUGGAGAGAGUCUUGAUGGGGUUGUUGUGCCGGAUAAGAUUGAUGAAGGAGGGACUGGAGACAGAACAGGGACAGCUGAAGCCAAUGCUGUUGAAGGUACUAAACUUUCAAGGAAUGUGGAUGAAGGUGAUGUGAAGUCCAAGGCAGUGAUUGAUGAACCUGAAAUUGGAGAUUCUGAAAAGGCAGAUUUGGAUGACACUUUGGUUGAUGGAAAAUUAGAAGCAGGAGAUUUGGAUAAACUUAAGGAAGGCUUUCUUGGUUUUGAUCAAGCAGUUGAAUUCAACUUGCAGGCUAUGCCUGAAGAUGAAAGGAGUGAGAAAGAACAAGAUGGUUCAUUGGUUUCUGAAAAUAAAGAUGAUGGCACUGGUGAAUCUGUUGAUGCCUCAGCUGGCAUCCUUAGCAAGCCUGAAGAUGAUAAAAAUGAACCGCUGGUUCACAGGCCCACUAUUCAAGAGAGUGAGGAAUUGAAAGACACUUCAGAUGAAAUUGAUUCAAUUCAUGGUCUUGACAAGGGUGAACAAGCGCAAAAAAGUUUAGUUGUCUUGAAUUCUGAAGAUCAUGAUAACAUGAAUAGGGAAGUGAAAGAACCUCCUGCCUCAUCAGAUUUAAAGCAUAAUGGUGAAUCUGAUAAACCACAAGACACUUCAGCUGAUUUGUUUACAUCUGUGAAAGAGUUAUUGGUGCCAGAGACCGGAAAGUUGUCCCUACAGAAGUCUAAGGUUGAGAUGAAUGGAGAUACUGAAGCAGCCAAACCUGAAAUGGAAGUAGAUCUUGACUUCAGUUCUCAACCAGAUGACAAAAGGAAAUUAGUGAAUAUGGUUCAAGACAGCAAUGGUGUGGCUGAAGAUUCUGAAAGAAAAGCAGAGAAGGGUCACGAAGUAGAGCUUGAUGAAAGUUCUCAGCCUCAACAGGCUGACAAAAAGGAAUUUGUGAAUAAGGUUCAAGACAGCAAUGGUGUAGCCAAAGAUUCUGAAAGAAAAGAAGAAAAGGAUCAGGAAGCAAAGAACAACACCAAUUUGGAUAGAGAAUAUGUAAUUCAGCCUCCCUCCUCAUCAUCUGCAAAGAGUGAAGAGUCUGAAAAGAAGGUAGAUAAAGGACCAGAAGAGAAGCAAAUGGGUAACCUUAAUCAAGAACGUGAGAUUCCAUUUGGCCCACUACCUUCUUCAUCUGCAAAUUCUACAAGUCCUGCCAUGCCAGCUCGCCCUGCCGGCCUUGGGCGUGCUGCUUCACUGUUUGAACCUGCUUCUCGGGUGGUUCAGCCACCUCGUGUUAAUGGAACUGUAUCACAUGUUCAAACCCAGCAAAUUGAAGAGCCGGCUAAUGGAGAGGCUGAGGAGAAUGAUGAGACUCGGGAAAAACUUCAGAUGAUUAGGGUAAAAUUUUUGCGCCUUGCCCAUAGGCUUGGCCAGACUCCCCAUAAUGUUGUUGUGGCUCAGGUUCUGUACAGACUAGGCCUGGCUGAGCAGCUUCAAGGAAGAAAUGGUGGCCGUGUUGGUGCCUUUAGCUUUGACCGUGCAAGUGCUAUGGCAGAGCAGCUUGAGGCAGCAGGGAAUGAACCUCUUGAUUUUUCUUGUACAAUUAUGGUUCUUGGGAAGACAGGGGUUGGUAAAAGUGCAACAAUUAAUUCGAUAUUUGAUGAGGUUAAGUUCAGUACUGAUGCUUUUCAGACGGGUACAAAGAAGGUUCAGGAUGUCGUGGGUACUGUUCACGGAAUUAAGGUGCGGGUAAUUGACACACCAGGGCUUUUGCCAUCCUGGUCUGACAAGUGUCAGAAUGAAAAGAUCCUUCACUCUGUUAAGCGUUUCAUCAAGAAAACACCUCCAGACAUUGUGUUGUAUCUUGAUAGGUUGGACAUGCAAAGCAGGGAUUUUGGUGAUAUGCCCCUUCUCCGCACCAUCAGUGAGAUAUUUGGACCAUCUAUAUGGUUUAAUGCAAUUGUGGUUCUAACUCAUGCGGCUUCUGCUCCACCUGAGGGUCCAAAUGGUACUGCUCCUAGUUAUGAUAUGUUUGUCACUCAACGUUCACAUGUUGUCCAACAGGCCAUUCGUCAGGCAGCUGGGGAUAUGCGGCUCAUGAAUCCUGUGUCAUUAGUGGAAAACCAUUCUGCGUGCAGAACAAAUAGGGCUGGGCAGAGAGUUUUGCCAAAUGGCCAAGUUUGGAAGCCUCAUUUAUUAUUGCUGUCUUUUGCUUCAAAAAUUCUGGCUGAAGCAAAUGCGCUUCUGAAGUUGCAAGAUACUCCACCAGGAAAGCCUUUUGCAACUCGGUCCAGAGCACCUCCACUUCCUUUCCUUCUUUCAUCUCUUCUCCAAUCAAGACCACAAGUGAAGCUGCCUGAAGAGCAAUUUGGUGACGAUGAUGGUCUGGAUGAAGAUUUAGAUGAAUCAUCAGACUCUGAUGAUGAUGUAGAAUAUGAUGAAUUGCCCCCAUUUAAACGGUUAACAAAAGAUCAGAUAGCUAUGCUUAGUAAAGGUCAGAGAAAUGCAUAUUUUGAUGAAUUGGAGUAUAGAGAAAAGCUUUUUAUGAAGAAGCAAUUGAAGGAAGAGAGAAGGCGAAGGAAGAUGAUGAAGAAAAUGGCAGCUGCAGCUAAGGAUCUGCCUAGGGAUUAUGGAGAAAAUGCAGAAGAAAGUGGAGGUGCUGCUUCUGUGCCAGUACCCGUGCCUGAUUUAGCACUGCCUGCUUCUUUUGAUUCUGAUAAUCCUACUCACCGGUAUCGUUACCUUGAUUCCUCCAAUCAGUGGCUUGUGAGGCCCGUUCUCGAAACUCAUGGUUGGGAUCACGAUGUUGGUUAUGAAGGUAUAAAUGUAGAAAGAUUGUUUGUGGUUAAAGACAAAGUUCCCAUCUCAUUUUCUGGCCAGGUUACAAAGGACAAGAAGGAUGCCAAUGUCCAAAUGGAACUAGCCAGUUCUUUAAUGCAUGGAGAAGGAAAAGCUACUUCUCUAGGUUUUGAUAUGCAGACUGUUGGUAAGGACUUGGCCUAUACUUUACGCAGUGAGACUAGAUUUAGUAAUUUCAGGAAGAACAAGGCAACAGCCGGUCUCUCAGUUACACUCUUAGGUGAUGCUUUAUCAGCUGGAUUGAAAGUUGAGGACAAGUUCAUUCCUAACAAACGGUUGCAGGUGGUUAUGACUGGGGGUGCAAUGACCAGUUGGGGUGACGUUGCGUAUGGUGGUAGUUUGGAAGCCCAGUUGAGAGAUAAGGAUCAUCCACUGGGUCGCUCGCUGUCUACUCUUGGGCUUUCUGUCAUGGAUUGGCAUGGAGAUCUUGCCCUUGGGUGCAAUAUACAAUCCCAGAUCCCUGUUGGACGGUCCACAAAUUUAAUUGCACGUGCCAAUUUGAAUAACCGGGGUGCAGGACAAGUCAGUGUCCGGUUAAAUAGCUCAGAACAGCUUCAAAUAGUUUUGGUUGCUGUCAUUCCUUUAUUGAAAAAGCUACUUGGUUAUCAUCAGACGCAGUUUGGACAAUGAUGAAAAUUAGAUUGUGUGCUGUAGCAGCCAUGCGGUGAUAGGUUAAAGAUUUCAAAUGGCCAUUCCAUGGUGGUCAUUAGCUGAGUAAAAGAAAGAGAACUAAUAUCCAUGCUGCACUGAGGUUACUAGUUUGGACUUCCAGGCUAUUUUUCUUUGGUUUCAAUUGACCUUUUCUUGAAAAUGUUGUUACCAGUUUUGGUGGAAAUGUGGAAUGUAUCUGACUAUUAUAAAUCAAUUGCGUCACUUCCUUACUCUUUUAAGAGCGUUGAUGUCUUAACUUAGUAAAGGUUGGUGGUUUGUUUGUUAAGAGAAUUAUAGGAGCAGGUUACAGGAAGAAAUCUAGAAAUCUGUAGUGUUUGUCAUUUUAUAGCAAUAAUCAUAAGAGGCCAUUGGGUAUCAUUCCAUGCUUGAUGCUACAAAAUGGAAAGGCUGUUAUUAUUAUUUGUCUGAAAUCAUGAAAUCUGUGGCUAGCAGAAUAUAUUUUGUCUAUCAAA